This is a messenger RNA of Olea europaea var. sylvestris, 1071 nucleotides long. RefSeq names its product peptide methionine sulfoxide reductase A1-like. NCBI's taxonomy places the organism in Eukaryota, Viridiplantae, Streptophyta, Magnoliopsida, Lamiales, Oleaceae. Gene Ontology annotation, cellular component: cytoplasm. The coding region runs from base 47 to 847 and encodes 266 amino acids. Gene Ontology annotation, molecular function: peptide-methionine (S)-S-oxide reductase activity. The transcript has 2 exons. Gene Ontology annotation, biological process: cellular response to oxidative stress. The record is from RefSeq and is a predicted model, not a curated record.
UUUUAUUCUCCGCUUGUUUGUUACCACCAAUACAUAAUCAUUUUACAUGGACAAAAUGCUCCUCAAGACCACCACUACCGCCGCCGCAACCACUACCGUUACCGCCGCAUCCUCUUCUAUCUUCUCCCUUUCCAAACCCUCUCUUUCUCUAUCUAAACUACCCUUUUUCAAACCACAUAAUUACCCUAAUACCACCAAAAAGUCCUCCACUUUCCUUUCCUCCACAAGGAUGAGCUGGCUCAACAAGCUCGGAUUCAGUACCCGCAAUCCGACCGACUCCCCUGCAGACUCUGCAUCUUCCAUAGCACAAGGACCCGACGAUGAUAUUCCAGCCCCGGGACAAGAGUUCGCGCAAUUCGGUGCAGGUUGUUUCUGGGGAGUGGAAUUGGCUUAUCAGAGAGUCCCGGGUGUUACCAAGACUGAAGUAGGUUAUACUCAGGGGUAUUUGCAUAAUCCCUCUUACGAGGAUGUGUGUUCGGGUACUUCGAACCAUUCGGAGGUGGUUCGGGUUCAGUAUGACCCGAAAGAGUGUAGCUAUGAAACUCUGCUUGAUCUUUUCUGGGCUAGACAUGACCCCACCACCCUCAAUCGCCAGGGAAACGAUGUGGGAACUCAAUACAGAUCUGGAAUUUACUUCUACACUCCUGAGCAAGAGAAGGCAGCUUUAGAAUCCCGGGAUAGACAGCAAAAGCUCUUGAACAGGAAGAUUGUUACUGAGAUUCUGCCAGCCAAGAAAUUUUACAGAGCCGAGGAGUAUCAUCAGCAGUACCUGGCCAAGGGAGGGCGAUUUGGUUUCAGGCAAUCGUCCGAGAAAGGUUGUAAUGAUCCGAUAAGGUGCUACGGCUAAUUUCCUCAAAAGAUAUAUGUGUGUGUGUUAAUACUUAAAUAUGUUUGCAGUCGUGUUCGCAGAAUGAAAAUGUACGGUUUUACUCGAAUACCUUGCUGUUGCAUUAGUGUUUAAUAUAUGUAAAUCCUUUAUACAGAUCCAAUUUGUUCAUCCUUUAUACAGAUCCAAUUUGUUCUUGCAUAUUGACAAGCAAUGAAAUUAUUGCUCUUACUACAAACUUGAUG